Molecule: messenger RNA, 901 nt
Organism: Paralichthys olivaceus (Japanese flounder)
Lineage: Eukaryota; Metazoa; Chordata; Actinopteri; Pleuronectiformes; Paralichthyidae
Product: cornifelin homolog B-like
Source: RefSeq, a predicted model, not a curated record
UAAAAGCUGUGCUCUCACUCCUUUUUCCCGUACAGGCUUCCGUGAUCGUAGCAUCUGUUUGCACACAUUCUGUCUGGUUCUGCCGCAUUGUUUUGUGCUCCUCUUCUCAACAUGACUGGUACGCCACUCCUUAGACAAGACUUAUUUCCUCAGAGCUUCCCUCAGUGGCAACAAGACUCUUCGCUUCAUCAGGUUCAGAUUCAGCAGCCAAUGGCAUAUCCCAAGGCCCGGUGGAACAUUGACCUCUGCUACUGCUGUGAAGACUCAAAGUUUUGCUGCUUUGGUUUCUGGUGCUGCUGUUGCAAUGCCUGCACACUUUCAGAAGAAUUUGGUCAGCACCGUUGUCUCCCAAUGUGCGACAUAUGCACCCCCGCCUGCACAGCAUGCUGUGGAUUACCAUGCUGCAUCCCUCCUGCUGGCUUGGCUCUGAGGGUUGCUAUACGACACAAGUACGGCAUUGAGGGAACUCUCAUAAACGACAUCUUGAUUUCUAGUUUCUGUAUGUGGUGCUCCUGGUGUCAGAUGAGAAGAGAGUUAAAAUAUCGCAAGGAAAACCCCCCUGUCAUCAACAUGCAGCCUCAGCCAGAGAUGAUGGCUCCUGCGGUCCAACCUACUGCCCCUGUAAUGCGUGCUACAGGGUUUGUAGUGGCUUCAUACUAAGAUUUAUCCAUUGGAUACUAACACAUUCAACAGCUGUGAGAAUUUCAUAUGAGUUUUAGUCAUCACAUAAAUCUUGUGGGACAUUUAUUAUUCAAAUCAUUAUUUUUUUUACCUUGGUUUUCUUUUUCUUUCAAUCAAGACGAAGUUGUUGCACAUCACAAUAAUUGUGAAAGAAAGGCUAAAAUGUAGAAUAAAUAAAUGCGAAAAUAUAUUUUUUUAAUAUAAAAUACGCUUUUUCUUA